ACUUGACGCAGACGUAGCACCGAACGCACAUUCAGCUAUCCCCGAGAUGUACGCGGUUCUGCUCCUUUCGCUGGCUGCAGCGACAGGUGCUGCAUGGGUGGAAGACACUUUCUUCACUGGCCAGUUGGACACGUCAAAGGUGGUAUCUUUUGUUGUUGAUGUGUUGCUGUAUUUCCAGCUUUCGCACACGAACUUGGCAGGGGGGAAGUUUGCGAUGACGGCUGAUGGCUCCGUGAUCGCUGGUGCAGGGCACAAUUCCUAUUGGGUCAGCACAGACAGCGGAGCAACCUGGACAAGGCGAUCUCCUAUGGAGAAGCAGUAUGAAUCCCGGAGUGUUUUAGACAGACAGAGCGACAGGGAAGGAAGGAGGGAGGAACGGACCAUGUUCAACGACUCACCAACUCUUGAACCGGAUGUUCAGAAAGUCACGGGUAUCACAUCACGUCCAAGGAAGGCAUUGCCCUUUUCAGCUGAUGGAUCCAAACUUGUCGCCGGUGGAAUUGAAGUGAACAUGUGGAAGAGCGAUGGCGGUCCAACCUUUCAAACGGGCUUGUCUGAUGCACAAUUCCCAAGCUCAACAUCUCAGAAGCUUCGUGACCUGGCAAUGUCUCCGGAUGGCAACAUCAUUGUCUCAGCUGGUGACACCAGCGAUGUGGACGCGCAGACCUGGACCCAGGGCAGCUUCCGAACCACCGAUUUUGGUGCUAAUUGGAACCAGAUCUCGACGACCCCAAUGACGGGUAUCGCCAUGUCGGCCGAUGGCAAUGUGAUUGCAGCCGUGACCUCACAAAGCAACGCGGGAGUGCGUGUGAGCACUGACGGAGGUGCCAACUGGGCAACCAACACGCCGAGCGAAUCCACGAGCCUACAUGCCAUCGCCAUGACGUCCGAUGGCUCGAUUAUGGCAGCUGUGGGCCAUGGCAACGGUGGCAUUUGGAUCAGCAAUAUAACACUGGCUCAACUUGGACGCAGGUCGUGUCGGAUUCUGGUGUUUGGGAAAGUGUGUCCAUGUCCGCGGAUGGCUCAGUGA
This is a messenger RNA of Symbiodinium sp. CCMP2456, 1030 nucleotides long. The record is from the annotation of a GenBank genome assembly. NCBI's taxonomy places the organism in Eukaryota, Dinophyceae, Suessiales, Symbiodiniaceae.